CGCAAAAGUUUUAGUCACAUUAAUCGUAAUAUAUUAGUUACGUUAAAUCGAUCCCUGGUUUAAGCAUCGAGUUCUGUUGUGUUUUGCCGAGGGUUUUUGUUAUUUGACGUUAGCUUGCCAAACUAGCCGGAUAUCUGUCGCGAAAAUAUUGUUAUGUUAUGGGAAAAUAUGAAGACACAUUUGCUAUUUGAAUGCUAUAUAACGGCAAAUUAGUGUUUGUGAGACUGACCAUAAAACUUCGCUUGGCGUAACGUUAGUGAAAUACCGAGCUAGUUUGCUGUGAUAGUUUGAACUACAGCUAACAUCUAGAAUUAAAUAUAUACGUUUAGGAAUAGACCGGCUCUAAAAGCUGUUCCUACAGUUUUUAGCCAGUUUUAUUCAGAUUUUAGCCGCCUUUUUUUGUGCUUUUGACACUUCCUAGAUAGCACACAAAUAAUCAGGGAAUUGAAUCCGUGUUGCCCAUUUAAUAAUAGAAUCUUUCACAGUGGGCCUGUCACUUAAGUGUUUUAAAUUUGAUUUAAUAAUAGUAAACUGUUGCGUAGGGAUUUUGACAGUGUUGUGGGCAGCUCUCCAACUUUAAAAAUGGUUCAGAAUUAUAAGCAGACGUCUGGAGCCUGUUCCCCAACCAACACUGAAGAACUACUCACACCAGCACACGAGGAAAAUGUGCGAUUCAUUCAUUACACUUGGCAGCGUGUCAUGAGAGAAAUGCAGACUUGCCAGGGAAGUGAAAACAAUAUCCAGGGACCUCAGAAGUAUGUGGAGAGGACGCCAAACCCUGCACUAAGCUCUUUUACACCAGUGGACUUGAAUGAUGUGAAAAGGAAAAACACACAAGACUCCAAAACGUCUUCAUGAAACAAUUGGAUUUAUCCAGCAUAAAGACUAAUACAGCAUAGAUCUCAUGCCUGGUGCACUGAUGUUAUUCAGGCCUUUAUUUGCCGAUCCCUGAUCUUUUUUUAAAUUAUCAGUGUUGUUCACUGAUAACUUUGUCCUGUGUUUAAGGACAAAAUGCUGCUUUAAAAAUGUUUUUAGAAUUUCCCUUGAUUUUCAUAUAGAGUGCUGCAGUGAUGAUGUGUUUUUGUAGGGGACAAAUGCCUGGAUUUAUUCAUUGGCUUUUGAAUUAUUGCAGAAAACAAGCUUUGUGACCAAGAGAUUAGGGUAUUACGGAUGUAUUUUAUGUUGUAGAAAAAAAGCUUGUUCCUGUGUUACCUUAUUUCAGGCAUUAGCCAAAAACCCAUUCAGGAUAAUGGGAAUCAGAAACGCUAACUCGUUUCUGGGAUUUGGCCUAAAAUAUGUCAUCCCAAAAGCACUCUAUAUAAGCUAAUGUAACAUAGCAUACAUGUCAAAAAGCAUGUCUUUUUGAUAUAUGAUUUUUAAGUCAAACCAACAAAAUAAUUUAUUUAACCCUUGUAUUAUGUUCUGGGUCAAUUUGACCCAUUUGGAAAUACCAGUUAACCUGUGAUUUUAUUCUUGAUAUUUUGUGACUUUUUCUCAUUUAGGGCCAUGAACAUGCAUGCAAAGUGAGGAUACACUGAUGUGUUUUGAAGUGCACACACAUAAAUUUGUUACGAUUUUGAUGUUCGCGAGUCAAUUUGACCCACAUUAUUUUUAUUUUUUUUGUUUUAAAGCCACUGUACAGACCCAAGUUAAAUAUAUUUCUUGGGUAUAUGUUGUUAUGUUGGUGUUUUACUACCCUGGAAAGAGAAGAAAUUAGCUUUUUCUCAUUAUUUUCAGUACUGAAUAAGACUUUCUCAGACUCAUAUGAUAAAAGUGAGCUUUCAUUUCUAUUUUUAAUGUAUAUGAAAUACUAUUUAACUUAUCUUUUUCUUCCAGAAAUUGUGUAACUUUUUCUCAUUUAGGACCAUGAACAUGUCUAAACAAGUUGUGCUCCAAAUUUGAAGUUGAUAUAAAAAAAAAAAUGUAGGUUCCUAUACUAAAACUAGCCACCGGGUGCCAUUC
Messenger RNA from Sinocyclocheilus anshuiensis, 1962 nucleotides. Its product is annotated as protein FAM195B. Bases 583 to 858 code for a protein of 91 amino acids. The transcript is spliced from 3 exons. The record is from RefSeq and is a predicted model, not a curated record. Lineage: Eukaryota; Metazoa; Chordata; Actinopteri; Cypriniformes; Cyprinidae.